Molecule: messenger RNA, 830 nt
Organism: Moneuplotes crassus
Lineage: Eukaryota; Ciliophora; Spirotrichea; Euplotida; Euplotidae
Source: the annotation of a GenBank genome assembly
UCUUCCAAACUCUUUUGUAUCUCCUCUUCUUUCCUUCUCUCUUCCUGUAGCUUCCACUUGUGAACUAUCCUCUUGUGUCUAUACUCGUUGACCUUCUGCUCCACAUAAAGUGCUACUCAGAAUCUUAUCUGAGCUCUGCGGCCUAAGUCUUCCUCAAACUUCAUAUCGGGGUACACCUCUCUAAAAUUCUUUUCUGUUCUCAGGUCUUGAAGCAGUUGGCUUAAGUCGUUGUGGCAUUUUUCGACGGCGUCCUCCACUGUUUCGAUGUCGGAGUCUUGGUCAUCCUCCUGAGUAAAGGUGGGAGAAGAGUUUGGCUGAUUCAGGUGAUUAGAGGGAUCACGGAAGGUGCGUGAUAUGCAGUAUAGGGGGAACCUCCGUGGAUGGGUUGAGUUGGAGUUAGGAGUCAAGGUGAUUUCAGAGGGUUUGCAAGUGGCGUAAAGGAGGUUUUGAACUUUGCUGAGAGCCUUUUUGUCACGUUUUUUGAUAAGUUUCGGGUAGGUUGAAGGGUGGAGCUUUUCGGAUUUUUUGAUUCUGUGCUGGGGAAGAUGAAUAAGAGGGUUGACUUCUUUGGACUCAGCAUUGUGGAAAGGUCUUGGCAUAAAAGUAUUGGUAAGAUUGCCCCAUUCUUGCUCUUGAGGAGGUCUAAUUUGAAAAGUAGUGCAAGCAUUGAGCCAUUCUUGCUCUUGGGGAGGUCUAAUUUGAAAAGUAGUACAACCAUUGAACCAUUCUUGAUCUUUAGGUAAUCUAUUCUGAAAGAAGCUUUGAUUCUCGAUAUGAGCUUGUUCUUCAAUUCUUUUAUUAUAGCUCUGCUAUCGACACUUUAAGAUCUG